UUCACUUUCCGGCUCAGCUCCACUCCUUACAGAUCCGAUUUCCCUUUUCCCGGCAGAAAUGUUGCCGCCGGAGCUUCAACCUCGUUCUUAUCGUCCCUACAUCUCCCCAUCCAUGAGCGCCCCAAACUUCCCUACCACCUUCAACAAUGGCUACUCUCCUGAACGGAACCCUAGCCCUGUUUACGCCAACGGCAGCACCAAUACUCGCCGAUCUCUCAAAAACUCUCGCUUCGCUCCCUCAUCUUUCGUACACAACGCUAGGAUCGCUAUCGCGCUUGUCCCAUGCGCUGCUUUUCUCCUCGACCUCGGUGGAACUCCAGUCGUUGCCGCCCUAACCCUAGGCCUUAUGAUCGCUUACAUUCUCGACUCACUCAACUUCAAGUCUGGUUCCUUUUUCGCCGUUUGGUUUUCUCUCAUAUCUGCACAGAUCACUUUCUUCUUUAGUUCGUCUCUGUUUCUGACCUUCAAUUCGAUCCCUCUUGGUCUCCUUGCCUGUUUUGUAUGCGCCCUGGCUAAUUUCUUGAUCGGCGUUUGGGCGUCUCUUCAGUUUAAGUGGAUUCAAAUCGAAUAUCCAACCAUCGUCCUCGCUCUGGAGCGUCUUCUCUUUGCCUGCAUCCCCUACAUAGCUUCGGUCCUUUUCAGCUGGGCAACUGUGUCUGCAGUUGGUAUGGUGAAUGCCUCCUACUAUCACAUGACGUUUAACUGUAUUUUCUACUGGCUAUACUCCAUUCCUCGCGUUUCAUCCUUUAAAUUGAAGCAAGAAGUGAGUUACCAUGGAGGAGAAGUUCCUGAUGAUAAUUUAAUCCUUGGCCAGCUCGAGAGCUGCUUACACACGUUGAACCUCUUGUUCUUCCCUCUGAUGUUUCACAUUGCAUCUCACUAUUCGAUUGUAUUUUCAUCCGCUUCUACAGUUUGUGACUUGUUCCUUCUUUUUUUCAUUCCUUUUUUGUUUCAACUAUAUGCCUCCACGAGGGGGGCUCUUUGGUGGGUCACCAAGAGUGAACACCAACUGCGGAGUAUCCGACUAGUGAAUGGUGCUGUUGCUUUGGUCAUUGUUGUAAUAUGCUUGGAGGUCAGGGUUGUUUUCCAUUCCUUUGCGCGGUACAUUCAGGUUCCCUGGCCUUUGAAUUAUCUUCUGGUCACGGCGACAAUGCUAGGAGGGGCUGCUGGUGCUGGUGCAUAUGAAAUGGGUAUGAUUGCUGAUGCUUCCAGUUCAUUGGCUUUCACUGGUUUGGCCGUCUUUGUGAGCGCUGCUGGAGCAAUCGUUGUGGGAUUCCCCCUGCUGUUCCUUCCACUCCCUUCAGUAGCUGGAUUCUACUUGGCUCGUUUUUUCACAAAGAAGAGCCUCACAUCAUAUUUUGCCUUUGUGGUGCUUGGGAGCUUGAUGGUCACAUGGUUUGUACUGCAUAAUUUCUGGGAUCUCAAUAUUUGGCUGGCAGGCAUGUCUUUGAAAUCCUUCUGUAAGCUUAUAGUUGCUGAUGUCAUAUUGGCCAUGGUUGUUCCUGGGUUGGCUCUUCUUCCUCAAAAGCUUCAUUACUUAACAGAGGUUGGUUUGAUUGGUCAUGCAUUGCUGCUGUGCUACAUCGAGAAUCGUUUUUAUACUUUCUCUGGCAUAUAUUACUAUAGUUUCGAUGAUGAGGUAAUGUAUCCAAGUUAUAUGGUGGUUCUAACAACUUUUGUGGGAUUGGCCCUUGUGAGAAGACUUUCUGUGGAUCACCGCAUUGGACCAAAAGCAGUUUGGGUACUAACUUGCUUGUAUUCAUCAAAGCUGGCAAUGUUGUUUAUGACAUCAAAGGCAGCUCUAUGGGCUUCUGCCGUUCUUUUAUUGGCUGUAUCUCCUCCAUUGCUUCUAUACAAAGAUCGAUCAAGAACAGCCUCGAAGAUGAAGCCUUGGCAAGGUUAUGCACAUGCUGCAGUUUUUGCUUUGUCAGUCUGGUUUUGUCGUGAAACAAUUUUUGAAGCUUUGCAAUGGUGGAACGGUAGAUCUCCAUCAGGCGGUUUACUUUUGGGAUUCUGUAUCCUCUUGACAGGAUUGGCUUGUGUACCAAUUGUUGCCCUUCACUUUUCUCAUGUCAUGUCUGCCAAAAGAAGCUUAGUACUCGUUAUAGCAACUGGUCUUCUUUUUAUAAUCAUGCAGCCGCCACUCCCAUCAUCUUGGACAUACCAUUCCGAGUUGAUUAAAGCUGCUCGUCAAUCAUCUGAUGACAUCUCAAUUUAUGGCUUUAUCACAUCAAAGCCUACUUGGCCAUCAUGGCUGCUGAUCUCCGCAAUUCUACUCUCACUUGCUGCAGUGACCUCCAUCAUCCCGAUCAAGUACAUAGUCGAGCUAAGGAUGAUUUUCUCCAUUGCCAUGGGAAUCGCUCUUGGUGUUUAUAUAUCUGCCGAAUACUUCCUUCAGGCAACAGUUUUACAUAUCCUUAUAGUCGUGACGAUGGUUUGCACCUCUGUAUUUGUGGUAUUCACACAUCUCCCCUCUGCCUCAAGCACAAAACUCCUACCUUGGGUGUUUGCUUUGCUUGUGGCUCUAUUUCCGGUGACAUAUCUGUUGGAGGGUCAGGUGCGGAUCAAAACCAUCCUUGCAGAAAGUGGAGUCGGGGAUGUGGGUGAGGAAGACAGUAAGCUGACCGCAUUGUUGGCAGUCGAGGGGGCAAGAACUUCUCUACUUGGCUUGUAUGCAGCCAUUUUUAUGCUUAUAGCACUCGAGAUUAAGUUCGAGCUGGCCUCACUCAUGCGCGAAAAGGCCACCGAGAGGGGUGGUCUUCGACAUAGUCAAUCCGGUCAAAGCAGCAACUCGCUUGCUACUUUCCCUCCUAAGAUGAGGUUCAUGCAGCAACGCCGAGUGUCUACCGUGCCGGCGUUUACAAUCAAACGGAUAGCUGCAGAGGGGGCAUGGAUGCCAGCCGUAGGAAAUGUUGCAACCAUCAUGUGUUUUGCCAUAUGCCUCAUACUGAACGUAAAUCUUACAGGCGGGUCCAACCGUGCAAUAUUCUUCUUGGCGCCAAUACUUUUGCUGCUUAACCAGGAUUCAGAUUUUGUCGCUGGAUUUGGGGAUAAGCAGCGGUAUUUCCCGGUGACAGUAGUGAUAUCAGGUUAUCUGGUAUUGACUUCGGUUUACAGCAUAUGGGAAGAGAUAUGGCAAGGUAACGUGGGUUGGGGGAUGCAAAUCGGAGGUCCCGAUUGGUUUUUUGCGGUAAAAAAUUUGGCGCUUUUGAUUCUAACGUUCCCGAGCCACAUCAUGUUUAACCAAUUUGUGUGGAGUUACACGAAGAGGAACGACUCGAUGCCGUUGCUUACGAUACCGCUUAAUAUGCCAUCAUGCAUAAUAACAGAUGUGGUGAAGAUCAGGAUAUUGGGGCUGUUAGGAAUUAUAUAUUCCUUGACCCAAUAUCUAAUAUCCAGACAACAAUAUAUGUCAGGAUUGAAGUACAUCUAGGAGGUUUACCUACACAGAAAGAGAAAAAUUUAGAGGAACAUUUGUACAAUUAUGUUUUUGGUCAUUUCGGAUUCACCCAAGUAAACCUAUGGCUUCUCUUUUUCUGCUAAAUGUUAAAUUGUGCUAGACCUAGUGGUUUGUAGAUUGGGGUGGAUAGAACCAUAAAUAUGGACUCUUUCGUGAAUUAUUCAUAAUGAAUAGCUUUAAAGUUCAAGAAC
This is a messenger RNA of Cynara cardunculus var. scolymus (artichoke), 3651 nucleotides long. RefSeq lists its product as uncharacterized. Lineage: Eukaryota; Viridiplantae; Streptophyta; Magnoliopsida; Asterales; Asteraceae. The record is from RefSeq and is a predicted model, not a curated record. The transcript is spliced from 4 exons. Bases 59 to 3433 code for a protein of 1124 amino acids.